Molecule: messenger RNA, 5403 nt
Organism: Pristis pectinata (smalltooth sawfish)
Lineage: Eukaryota; Metazoa; Chordata; Chondrichthyes; Rhinopristiformes; Pristidae
Product: ras-specific guanine nucleotide-releasing factor RalGPS1-like
Exons: 22
Coding region: 478-2223 (581 amino acids)
Biological process (GO): Ras protein signal transduction; positive regulation of GTPase activity
Cellular component (GO): plasma membrane
Molecular function (GO): guanyl-nucleotide exchange factor activity
Source: RefSeq, a predicted model, not a curated record
UCAAGUGUCUGUUACAGAUUCUGCCGUCUUGAGCAAUGUAUCAGAGGGCUCAGAUAUAUUGGCAACAAUAGCAGACAACAGAGAUUGGGAGAGAUUGUUGCAGACUCCCUUUCCUUUGCAGGGGAAUUCACUUACUGAUUAUUCAACCACGAAUAUUAUUUAUUAUUUGAUUCAGUGGGACAUAAAAGGUGCCAGGGACGGAAUAUUCAGUGCAAUGACAGAAUGCUGUGUCAGUAGAAGCAGCGAGCUGUAAGAAGUUUUCUGUAUUUGAUUAACACCGAGCUGUGGCCAUUCCUUGCCAACGCAGCAGUUGCCCAAACCAUGCAUGUGUAAGAGCAAACCAGAAAUAUGGAAUAUUGGGCCAUGAUGCCUCGAGAACGUUCACUGAAUUAUUAGGAAGUUUGAGGGAUUGUCCAUCUAUUAUGUGUAGUCACUGGCUGAGGCUAAACUAAGGACUGCUUGACAAGCAGGGGCAGCAUGUACAAGAGGAAUGGCCUAAUGGCCAAUCUGAGGGUCACGUCAGCCACACCAGAGGCCAGUAGCAGCUCGGACUCUCUCGAUGGGCAGUAUUCAGAUUAUGCAAUGAAAAGUUAUGAUGCAGUUGUAUUUGACGUACUUAAAGUGACCCCUGAAGAGUUUGCAAGCCAGAUUACUUUAAUGGAUGUCCCAGUAUUUAAAGCAAUCCAACCUGAGGAACUAAGCAGCUGUGGAUGGAACAAGAAAGACAAACACAUCCUGGCACCAAACAUCGUUGCAUUUACAAGAAGGUUCAAUCAGGUCAGUUUCUGGGUUGUCCGAGAGAUCCUUACUGCUCAGACGUUGAAAAUAAGAGCUGAAAUAUUGAGCCAUUUUAUAAAACUCGCUAAGAAAUUACUGGAGUUAAACAAUCUCCAUUCUCUCAUGGCUGUGGUCUCUGGUCUGCAAAGUGCACCAAUCUUCAGGCUUUCCAAAACCUGGGCAUUGGUCAGUCGGAAAGACAAAGCCAUGUUUGAGAAGCUGGAUUACUUGGUGACUAAGGAAGACAACUACAAGAGAAUGCGCGAAUUUAUCAGCAGCUUGAGGAUGGUUCCCUGUAUCCCCUACUUGGGGAUUUACUUGUUGGAUUUGAUCUACAUCGACUCUGCCUAUCCAGCGUCGGACAGCAUCAUGGAGAAUGAGCAGAGAUCCAAUCAGAUGAACAACAUUUUGAGGAUCAUUUCAGAUUUACAAGUUUCAUUCAAUUGUGACUAUCUGGUGACAUUACCCCAUGUGCAAAACUACUUGAAAUCUGUGCGGUAUAUCGAGGAGCUGCAGAAAUUUGUGGAAGAGGACAAUUACAAGUUAUCCUUGAAGAUAGAAGCUGGAAAUAGUUCUCCUCGUCUGGUCUCUUCCAGAGAGGAGCUUGCAGGUCCCUCUGAGGUUUCAGCGUCAGUGAGGUACAGCCGGAGACCAACGUGUCCUGAUGCCUCGGUCACAGGAAGCAUCGGCACUCCCCCGGUGCCUAGGCACAGGAAGAGCCACAGCCUGGGAAACAAUGUGAUGUGCCAGCUCAGUGUGGUGGAGAGCAGAAGCGCGACGUUCCCGACCGAGCGACCACGGCACCUCCUGGAUGACAGCGUUCUGGAAAGUCACAGUCCGGCCAAGAACCAGGAGACCUCCAUUUUUACCAACGGAGUGUCAAUUGGGAGCAGUGAAAGUUCCGAGUUCAGUGAGGAGCUCUCUUCAGGAUUAGAGAGGAAUCGGCUGUAUGCAACACUAGGCCCGAAUUGGCGGGUUUCAGUAAGGAAUUCCCCAAGGAAUCGAUGCAGCAUUAACAGUCCAACAGACACCUGCAGUUACCACUUAAGUGGUACAAAUGGAACCAUCACUAUCGAAGGGCCAUUGAGAAGGAAAACUUUGCUGAAGGAAGGCAAGAAGCCAGCAUUGUCAUCAUGGACUCGCUACUGGAUCAUUCUCUCUGGAUCACUUCUGUUGUAUUACACUGCAAAGUCACUGAGAGCCUCCGAGAGGAAGCAUUUCAAGUCGUCACCCAGUAAGAAGGUGUCAAUAGCAGGAUGGAUGGUGGUUCUGCCUGAUGACCCAGAGCACCCAGAUAUCUUCCAGCUGAGUGACCCAGAUAAAGGAAAUGUUUACAAGUUCCAGACUAGCUCACGGUUUCAUGCAAUACUGUGGCACAAACACUUGGAUGAUGCUUGCAAGAGCAACAGACCACAGAUACCCACCAACCUUAUGUCGUUUGAGUGAACAUUUGAAGACAGCACACAAGAUGUGAUCAAAGUGCCAACCCAAGCAAUGGGAAAUCAGACUAUUAAGUGGAUUAAUAACAAGGGAAAGUGAAGAAAAAAACAAUCUUUACAAGGAGUAAUUUGUUCAUCGACUGCCAGCGUUGAAUACCGAAGCGCUUUUUUUUUGACACUCUUAUUACAUGACCCCCCAAAAUGAUUUUGGUAGGUUUUGGAAAAAGGAUGUGAUCGACUGCUCCAGAUGUAUGGUGUCGGCUGCAGAGAUUAGGCAGAGCUUUGGCAGUGUUGAAACUACAAACUGCUUCACGAAGAAGAGUUAGUGACCAAGGAACUGUAUGUAAUGACUGCUGCCUAAAACAUUUUUUUUUAAAUGUUUUUUUAUUCUCAAGCUGCUUUAUUGUGAACAAUUUUUUAGCCCAUGUUGGGUAUUAACUUUCUUAUGCACAAAACAGGAUACUACUGACAGUAUUAACAGGCUGCAUUGAGUGGCAUUUCGGGGAAUAAAUCAGUGAAUGAGAACUUUUUUUUAAUGACAUGCACUGAAUAGUUUGGUGGACUGGCGGCUGCCUCUGCAUUGGUGAUCAGUAUGUGUUGUUCUUGCAUUUCUUGUCUGGUGAACUCAUUGUGACCUUUGAGCAAACCAAACAGUUUAAGCCCAUUCCAUCCUGCCCCAGCCCAACAAUGUUGCUUCCAAGAGUAUCUGACCUUUUCUGGCAGUUUUUCUCCCCAAAGAGGAUCGAUUGGAGUUCUGGCCAGAGAACUUCUCCAGAGACGCUCUGGAAGAGGUGGAUCAGAGUAGCAAGGGGGGAAUCAAGGUUCACUGUUUGUCUCUGUAGCCCUGGUCCAACACUUCAAUGCAUCCUGCACUGCGCUGGACUUUUGUGCUUUUGUCCAACUUAACACUGCCAUUUUCAGCUCGUGUUUCAAAACAAAAUGUAAAUAACAUCCUGACCUGCAGCAGACAACAAUUUCUGUUUUGUUUCAGGUUUCCAGUAUUGUUGACUCUUGUAUCAUAUUCUUCUCCCAUUCAACUUGCUUCCAGCACCUCUAAAAGUAUUCUCCAAUUUCCCAGUAUCCAUUUUGUGAUUCAUGUGUAUGUCAUAGAUAUGUUACAGUGUAAUCUAUGAUAAACUCCAUUGUUAUGUAUUAUUUAAGGGUUGUAUAUAAUAGGUAAGGGUAUGAAUGAUAACCAGAGUUCACAAGGCUUCUUAGUCCAUACAAGUGAAACUUGAAAGGGUUUUCAAUAUCAUUUGAAGUGAAAAGUGUUACAACUUGAAAAUUAUUUUGUGCCACUGUAUUUAGCUGCAUCUCAUGGUUUCCGCUUGAAAUAUUCUAUUUAUGAAAGAAACAUUUUUCUUUUAAAAAGAACGUCUGUCACCAGUCAGACAAGCCAAAAUGACUAAUCUCUCCCGUCAGGGUGUCCCCUGGAGAAAAGGCGUGGGCAGCAGACAAGAGUUACAGAUCAUCCUCUGGAUUGCAUUGAUUUGCAGACUUUGAGGAAGAUCAAAAGAAACGGCUCACGUUUUCUGUGCAGGAACCUCAUCCCUUCCACCCCUCUGGUUCUGCAACUCAGAGUUCAGCAGCAUGUAUAAUUGAAAUACAUGGUUACAGUCGAAGCUCUACGAAGAAUGAUUCCUCAUAUUCCUGGGUCCCUGUCUCAGUCUUGCUUUGGACAGGGACCAGGAUGAGAAUGACGCUGAGCAAGUCAUCAAUUUGCAGCUAGAUCAAGAGAAAGAUCUUUAAGCUGUUCAUCCAUCUCCCAUUUUGUUCCCACAGAUAUCUGCCCAGCAGGCAGAUAUAGAUAUGAAAGGUCUUUUCAUUUGCUUGGCAUUGUUGUGAGUUGUGGGAAUAAAACCUAACUCUAUUUAUCUUCUCAGUGGUACCCUCAGCUGUGGACUACAAGCUGGGUACAAGUCUAGCCCUGGGUCAUAUGUAACCUGCCUCUGCAGAAACAAUAUUUUCACCCGUCACAAUGAACAGAGGCAAGUUCCUGCAAUACAUCAAGGGCAGCACUUCAAAACCACUUGUGUCUUUGAAGCAUGAAGUAUAAUGAAGAAACAGGCCAUUUGGCCCAACCAAACCUUGUUGACAUGUACUCUGUCUUUUACUCUUCUAAAUCUAUCAGCGUAACUCUCUAUUCCUUUCUCUAUCGUAUGCUUGUCCAGCCUCUCCUUAAAUGCAUCAGUGCUAUUUGCUUCCACUUCACAUCAAGGGAGCAAGAUCCACAUUCUCACCAUUCUUUGGGUAAAGAAGUUUAUUCUGAUUUGCUUAUUGGGCUUCUUGCUGUUAGCCUCUAGUUAGGGUCUUUCCCUCAAGUGGAAAUGCUCUCACUGCAGAGGUUCUAUCAUUACGUUAAAGACCUCUGUUGGGUUACCCCUCAGCCUUGUUUUUUCCCCCCCAUCUCAGAGUGGCAAAAAUAUCUUGAAAAGCAGGAUUAUGCUAACAUGUUCCUACAGCCAAAAUGCACUCGAUGCAUAUUUCCCUUUUGGUGAGCUGUUUGAUGAGAAUUAUUGCAACCUGUUAAGUUGGUUUUAUAGGGAAAAAGUGCAGGUUUGUUCACUCGCAUAAAUAGAGAUUAUAGCUUCUUUUGAGGGGAAUAAUGGCCUGACUGCAUAAAAUGUUUUGUUGGUCUUCUCCAUUUUAAUGUCACUUUUUUUUAAAAUCUAAUGUUGAUGUUUAAAGGUCAUCCCAUUAAGCGAGACCCAUUUCCCCAACCUGACAGCAUUGCACUGGCUGCUCUACGGAACAAGUUUUAUUUCUUCCAUUAGAUUUAUUCAACGACAACCUCAAAUAUUACUUUCUGGAUCCUCAAUGAUACUUUUGACACUUGAAUUCAAGAGUUUAUCUGUCUACCAUUCACUUAAUAUCAAUGUAUGCCUCAAUUGCAGAUAAGGAUUCUCUUGGCAUUAAGGUUAGUCAAAAAACAUAAGCGAACCAAUGUGAAGUAAGUCUAAUCCCAAAAAAGCUGGUGUGAAUCAAAUUUAAUUUUUUUUAAUUGUUAGUUGUGAUUAACAUACAGUCUUCUUCCCACAUACAGCUGAUCUGCAACCUUAACCUUGUUCAUAUCUCUACCCUAUAUUCCUUAAUUGUAUUGGUUUGUCCAUUAUCAGUUGAGAUGACAGAUGACUGUUGGUUUGCUUGGGUACAAUGUGGCCCCCCCACCCCCCAAUGCUAAAUUAAA